Ixodes scapularis (black-legged tick) is the source of this 6870-nucleotide messenger RNA. RefSeq lists its product as uncharacterized. The transcript has 13 exons. Gene Ontology annotation, cellular component: cytoplasmic vesicle. Lineage: Eukaryota; Metazoa; Arthropoda; Arachnida; Ixodida; Ixodidae. The coding region runs from base 416 to 5026 and encodes 1536 amino acids. The record is from RefSeq and is a predicted model, not a curated record.
GACUCGAUAGAGCAGUCCUCCGCAUCGCGAACCGCGUCGUCCCAGACUCCGGAGGCGAGCAAAAUAUCAACAACGUCGUCCGAGAAGGGAAUGCGAUAACGACGGGGAAGACGACGGCCCGAAUCUCCGCCGAAAGAAGACUGCCUGCCUUCAUUGGCCUUCUUUGUCGGGAACGUCGCGCAUCACCCGGCGCCUCUCGGGACGUCGACGGAGCGACGGAGUCUGUUUCCGAGUCGCCUACGCUGCCCCCGGUUUAUUUCCGCCCUUGAGUCGACAUCUGUCGGUGUCACCUCGGAUCCUACUCGUCGAGAAGUGCUGCUCGCGGCUUGUUGUGCUCUUUGUGGUGUGAGCAUCUUCCGUGCUCCGCGCCGGUCGGAUGAGAGCGGAGCAUCGGCGGAGAAAGGCCUAGCAUGCGAUGAAGGGAGACCGCGGUUCGGAGCAGCAGCCACCGCCGCUGCGGCAACAGCAGCGGCCGGCGGUGCCGAGCCAUGGCAGGCUCUUCGGCGCGGACGUCGGGCGGACGGGGAGCUCGUGCUCGGACCGGUACGACGACGACAACGUCGUGGCAGCGUCGCCCAUCGCCUCUUACCUCGGGGCGGGGCACCUUUCGGGGAUGAUGGAGGCUGCCCUGGCUCAGCAGCAGCAGUAUGCCGGGCUGAGUCUGUCCCAGCUCAACUACAACAACAACAAUGGCCUGGGCCAGCGGGUGCUGCGCAGGGACACUCCGCCGAGUCAGACGUCGUCCUGCACUGACUCUGUGCUGCUGCAGGAUCCCGGUGACGAGCUGCAGUGGUGCGCAGACUACCCCUUCAACAGGGAGUUCCAGAGGCACCUGUGCUCAUCGUCGAUGAGCUCGUCGGGCCGACUGCUUCGCCGGAGCAUCUUGGAGGUGGCCGGGGGUGCAGCGGGAGACCUGGGGGUGGACGAGGGAGGCCUUGGAGGGGUGGACCUGUCCUACGAGGACCUCUCCAAGAACUUUGAUGCCAACCUGGCGGAGAUCGACAUGGAGACCUUCCGCUCGGAGGACAUCCAUGCCAUCCUGACACUGCCGGCGCUCUACGGUGGGGACUUCCAGUCGGCUAGUCGCGGGGAACAGUGUGCCUCAGUCUCGGGCUCCUUUCUUGAGGCGCUGCCCCUUGACGCGUCCUCUUCCCUGGCCAACACCAAGGAGAGCAGCGGGGACGACUCCAACGAGAUGUCCAUUUGCCGGGACGAGCCCCUGUUCUCGCCGGUCAAGGAGUGCCACCCCGUGGGGCAGGGCGGGCGGCCAGGGGGCGCGGGUGGCGCCCUGUCGACGGACAGCCUGGACUGCAGCUCGUUGGAGGACCACGACCUGGUGCUGACCUGCCAGGCCAACAAGGACAACUACACCAUCGCCUUUCAGCAGAGCGGCACCCACUUCUCAGACGACCUCUCGGACGGCUCCCGCUCGGAGCAGCAGCCGUCCCAGAUGGCCCGCUCGGAGCUCUCCUUCACCACCUGGCACCGGCUGCGGUCGUCCGGGGUGCGGCUCCAACCGUCGGACGGGGGAAAGAGCCAGAGCCUGCCCAAUCUGCUCAGGAGGUCGGCCGCUGUGGCGGGGCGCGGCAACGACGGCUGCCUGCCACUCUACUCGCUCCAGGCUUCGACUCACGGAAGCGUCGGUUCCGGCGACGCGAGGUCCGUCUCGCUGCUGCGGCUCUUCAUGCAAAGCAAGACUGGCAGUGGGGGCUCUCUCUCAAGCAGCAGGUCGGAAAAUUCAGAUUCCGAGACGUCUCCGAGGGAUGCGGCAACGGCGUACCACUUGCAGUCGUCGACGGAAGAGUCGAGCGGUUCCAUGGACUCGAAGAGCGACGUCGGUGAAAGGUUCCUUAAGUGCAAACCUAGAGUUAAGCAAAUCGUAGCGGAAGCCAAUAACAACAACAACAACAACAACAGCAGCAGCGACGAGGACACCUCGGCAACGACUAGGGCCAACGACAACGAGCGGUUGAGAAUGUUGACGUCGGAGAGCGAGGAGGAGACGUCAACGUCUCAGUACUUUGAGGACAGCCUAGUCGAAGCCGCGCAGUUGCGCACGAAGCCGCAGACGAACGCGAGGAGUCCCAUCCGCGAAGAAGAGGAGCCGUUCGAGUCGAGCGGAGAUGAGACCAUGAAGGACAGCCGUGACCUGCUGGCGAGCAGCGACGGAGGCGCCUCUUCGGAAGGGGGCGGCGGUGUUGUCGAGCGGCGGAACAACGACGUAAACUCCCCACUGCGCUGCAAUGCCAAGAGCAGCGGCCAGCUGCUCUCCCUGGGGAAGGAGAGGAUAAAGAAUGUGUUUCCGACGGGCAACAAGUGCAGCAACGCGUCAGCGGAGGCCGAGGAGGACUCGCAGCUGAACCGUGGGACGCAGACCAAACGCUUCAAUGGCGGGGACGGUGGCGCCUCGGGUAUGCAGAAGGUGUCCACCGACAGUGGAGGCAGCGAGGACGGGCGCAAUGCACGCUCGUCGAGCCUCACGUCAAGCGGCUACGUGAGCCGCCAGAACUCAGUGGACCAGAUCCACCGGCAGACUUUCCUGCUGAGCGCGGGAGGAAACCGGAGGAAGCCACCUUUGACUGCCAUCGCGGGGGUGCGCCACUCCAGCACGCAGGUGCCCGUUCACAUUCGCGACCGGGGCAUCCAGACGUCGGUGGAAGGCGCGGUUUCAGAGAGCUCCAACUGGCUCUACACCGUGGACGACUCCUCGGCCGCCGCUUUGCCGGGGCAGCGCAGCUUUAACGCCACGCUCCAGGCGCAGAGAGAGAGCGCCGGUUCAGACGGAGAGCCCAAGCGAUCCAUAUACGUCUGCUACCCCAACUACUCUCUCCCCGACCUGAGCUUCCUCAAGGAGCUUGCAGAGGCGGAGGACAAGCCGGAACUGGUCCUGAGGCCCACGCAGCACCGGCUACCUUGCCCCCCCGACGAGGCCGCGGCAACAGUUGCUCCCGCCGCGUUCGCGUGCGUGAACACGACAGCCGCUCCGCCGCCAGUCCCGCACCGGCGCACGCACAGCAGUGAACCCCACUGGAGGCGCCCCAAGUCGUGCACAGAUUUCGAGGACCUGUCGAGGCGCAACCUGAGUCACAUCCAGGACUGGGACUCCCUCAGCGUGCUGCUCCCCGACGACGUGAAGGCCAUGGUGUCCAGAUUCCGAAACGCCGCCCCUCCAAAUCCUGCACCGACGGAGUCUCAGCAGCGCGGGAUCUUGAGAAAGUUGCCCGACGAGCCGCGCCGGCCGCGAAGUCAGUGCGACGGCACGCCGGGCGCCCCCGGCUCGCUGGAGGUGCCGAACCGGCGCCACUCGCUCCAGGAUUACCGGCGACUCCUCAAGGGGCUUCCGGACCUGGACGGGCUGCUCCCGCCGUGUGGCAACCUGGUGUGCAGUGUGGGGGGGCUCCACCAGCGUGACCCGCUCCCACUGUCGCGGACAAACUCGGAGGGCUCAUGGCGCCGUAACGGCGGCAGGGGCACGCGGCACGCGACGGCAGGCGGCACGUGUGUUUCCUGUCGAGCCAAGAAGGCCGUGAGCUUCAGCGAGGACCUCAACGUGAGGACGAGCGACGCAAGGGCUGUGCGGGGCUCCCCCUACGGUUGCUCGUGUGGAGGAAGCCCCAUGGCCGCCUUCGGGUCCCUGGAGCGGCCCAACAGGAACAUGACUCUGCUGUUUGGCAGCUCCCAGGAGGACCAGCAUCCCCCACACGAAUUUGGCGUGUCCCCCAAGGGCCUGUCCCCGUCUUGGGGCCUGUCCCCCCUCUCCAGGAGCCAGAGGGAGCUGGUAGAGCAGAAAAGGGGUCUCCUUGAUGGUAUGCUACGAUCGGCGAAACAAGUAGUUGACUGCUACGUCACUGAAAAAGAGUCUCAGCCAUACGUGGGUGCCCCGGAGCCGUGCCUGACGGAGCAAAGUGCUUGCGGACGCCUGGCCACGGAGUGCCUGGUGCCCACCCUGCGGGAGCUCCUCUCGGAUGGGCUGUUGCCCCACGUGAGGGGUGUGUUCGGCCGCCUGCCCAACUCCCUCUGGCACCUGGCCCACUCCCUCAGCCAGACCAAAGAGGGACGCAAAGAGAUGCAAGAGCUGGUGGAAUACAUUGGGCAGACGGACAACUUCUGUGCCGACGGAGAGAAGUUCAGCGCCUGCUUGCUUGGCCUACUCAACCUGGGCUGCCUGGACACUUGGUUCCUGACGUUGCUGUCGAGCCCCCAGAUCCUGCAAAAGCACUACCAGACGUCCGCGGCUUUCGUGGCCCUCCUGUCGCACCCGAGCCUGUUCUUCCUGCGGGAGGAGCUGGCAUGCAGCCUGCGCUCCCUCUCGGAGCUCCCAUUCAGCUUUAGCCUGAGCUUCGCCCUGGCCGCCGAAGCCCAGAGCCUGAAGCGCCACCCUGCCGCCCCGUUUCCCGCCCGCUCCCCCUGCGCUUGUCCCCCCGCGACAAACUACGGUGAGAGCCCCGGAGAGGACAGCGAUGACCUGCGCACGGCCACCUGCCAGAGCCUGGUGGACUCCUCGUCCUUGGAGGAGACCCUGGACAACUCGUCACGCGUCCUUGAGCUGCAGAGGAAGCUGAAAGGUGGUGCGUCCCCGAUGGACGGCGCGAAGGUCCUCUACCCUGCCAUGCAGAAAAUCCAAGGCACCGAAGAGGAGGUACAGCGCUUUCAGCAACUGCGCAAUCACUGGGAGCAGAUGUCCCACGUGGCCUCAGGGGAAGCAGCCAGCGUUGCCGACAGCCCCAAGCCUACCAAGAUCACUUCGCCCACCAAGCUGCCGUCGCCCACCAAAACGAUGCACAGGGCGGGCCAACAGCAGAGCGGCGGGGCGACCAAGAAGGGCGCGUCGGCCGCGGAAGGCAACCGGCGCCAGCUGCGGCCUCGCACCCCGGACUCUCGCACCCCGAGCCCCAACCUCCCGCAGGGCGGUGCCGGUCCCCCCAGCAGCAACCGGCAGGCACCCCAGACUCGCCGCUCGCUCAUUCCGGUCCACAGGGGCUGGAGGAAGGGGAAGCAGGGCACCACAGCCGACGGCAGCAAGUGAGCUCGGAUGCUAGAGGGAAGAGUGAAGUCGGCGAGGGACGUUUUGCCUGUCAAGUUUGGUCGACCUUCAGCGGUUAGGUCUUGCUUUCCAACCUGAUGAUGCUGCGUAAGCCAGAGGAUAACCUAAGUGGGCCCUUCAAUAUCAUUUGCAUUUGGGAGUUGCAGUUUUGGUUUCCAUGCAUAGAGCUCAGCCUCAAUGUUUUUUUUGUUUUUUUUUCAUGGUUCUUUAUCGAGUUUGGUUAUUUGCACCGAUUGGUUUGGUUUCUUUAUUCCAGGGGAGAAUUUUUUAUGUGCAAGUUGUCUAGUCAUACUGUUUGACAGUUGUCUGUCUUUAUCAAUCGAUGGAAAGAAAAUAUAACCCAUCAGAUUGUGAUUGUUCUGAAGAAUCGGGUUUUAAUGGAGGCAUUUGUUGUAUUUUGGAAAGUUUAUGUGUUUUUUUUUUUCUUUUUGUUUUGAAGGAAGGAGAGUUAGAGUACUACCUUAGAGCUAGUUGCCAAAACCGACAUUCUUUUUAUUUACAGUGCUUCCUUCAUUAUUAUCGGUGAUCACUUCACCGGAGAAGGUUUACGGAGGAGGAAGAUGGGUGUUUGGUCAUAUCUAUUUGGUCAUAUGUAUUUUUUCUGCGAAAAAAAGGCUAGAUUAUCAUUUAUGGUAGUUACAAAGAAGCGCUAACAACAUUAGCCGCUUUAGAAGUAGUUGCAUGGCAACAUUUAAAGCCGUGAAAUUGUGAUGAAGUUUUCUUGUAUGUAUAUUUUGUUAUUCUAUGUACCCUCGAAAUAUCAUACCUCACAUUUGCCUGAAUUGUACCGUCGCACAAAUAUAAGAAGCCAGUGGGCGAACUGGGUACCCACUAAUCGAGAGCCCGACAUUAGCGAAAGCUUGUGCCCUUGUCGAUGAUGGCCCUCCCUAUCGGAGAGGGUUCCAAACACAAGCGUGCAUUCAUACAUUGGUUUCAAAAGUUUCGGUGGGGUACGUUGGGGCUCCCUCCCACUUACCUCUUUCUUGUCAUCUUGGUUUUGCAAGCAGACGAAGGAUGAUGUGCCUGAGCUUUUCUGCUUCGGUCUACGCUUCUCGCGAAGUGUGGUACGGUCGUGUGGUCUUAGCUCUCUCCCGAAUGGAGUUUUUUUGCACGGUCACCAGAGUUGGUGGAAUGUAGCGAGAUGCUCUGGGCCUCGACUAGAAAGCGUUUUUGUCACGAGAACGUUCCUUCUCAGGAGUGCGGCUUUGGACCCUAGGUUCAAGGGAACUUGAGGCCUGAGGCUUCAUUUUGUUCACAUUUUUUUAACCCGCCUCUUGUUCCUCUAACAUCUUGUCUCUUUUGUUACUCUUCAGAAAUGCUGUUGGCGUGAAACUAAUUAACUCGAUUAAAUGGUUUAUGGUCUUAUGAUAAUCAAACUGUGGCUAUUAUUGCUAUUAACAUUAUUAUUAUUGAGCGAUUAAGUUUUUGUAAAUAAGCGGGGAUAUAAAUGUAUAUGAGCUGGUUAUCAGUUUGCAUGUAUUACACAGGAUGUAUAAGCUUUGAAUGGGCUUAGGAACUCUACAUUCCUAAUAACCACGGUUUUCUUGUGAAGUAGUUUGUAGUUUGUUUCCCGUGCAAUGUAUUGAAAGGCGGUUUUGCGCGCCUCUAAUCUGAGCAGUUAUUUUUAAAUUCCCAAUGGCCUGUAACAUAAACAGUGUGUAGUAAACCUUUUCCCCCUCACCAUCUGCAUGAAGCAGUUACGGCUAUGUGCAAUUUUCUCGGUUGUAAAGUUUAUGAGUUCCGAGUCUCCCCAAGUGUUUAUUGCACAAAUUCAGUUUCCUUUGUAACAAAAGUGCAUAUUAAAAAUAAAGUGUCUACGAAACAGA